UUGCUGAUCUGUCUCAUGUUUCUUUUCUUCAUCUUCUCUUCUUGCUUUUAUAUUUCACAGAGCUUGAUCGAAAAGAAAUCGAUGUAACUACCGUUCCGGACAAAGAGCACGUAAUUAUCCACGAGCCCCGAUCCAAGGUUGAUCUUACUAAGUAUCUCGAGAAUCAGCAGUUUAGAUUCGACUAUGCUUUUGAUGAAAUGGUCGAAAAUGAUCUGGUAUAUCGGUACACGGCCCAGCCUCUAGUCGAAUCCAUUUUCGAGAAAGGCAUGGCGACUUGCUUUGCUUAUGGUCAGACUGGAUCCGGCAAAACACACACCAUGGGAGGUGAAUUUCAAAGGCGUGGUAUUCAGGAUUGUUCUAAUGGCAUUUACGCCCUUGCAGGUGAUCUCAAUUUGUUUAUCCUCAAAAAAAUAAUAUUAUCUACAUUUUUACUUAAUAUUGUACUUAGUUAUCUAGGAUGUAUCAUAAAUAACAUAUUUACCUAA
Messenger RNA from Protopolystoma xenopodis, 485 nucleotides. Lineage: Eukaryota; Metazoa; Platyhelminthes; Monogenea; Polystomatidea; Polystomatidae. The record is from the annotation of a GenBank genome assembly.